AUGGUGUUCACACUGCACCCAUGCAGAGAGCACUACACGGGGACAGGAACAGGAAACGGGGACCUAAGAUACGUCCCUGAAACCGUCCCUAUUUUUUAUGCCGUCUCCGUCUUCCAUGGGACACUCCCGGGACGUUUCAGUGGCGUCCCCGAAGAGUACCAGUCCCCGGAACGUUUCCGGUACGGGAGACGGCAGCAAAAUGGCGUCCCCGUGCAUCAUAGGUAG
Messenger RNA from Microthlaspi erraticum, 225 nucleotides. NCBI's taxonomy places the organism in Eukaryota, Viridiplantae, Streptophyta, Magnoliopsida, Brassicales, Brassicaceae. The record is from the annotation of a GenBank genome assembly.